GGUUAUCAAAUUUCUUCUGCUACAAACGUACCUUAGUGCUGACAAGGCUGUUGUAUUCAAUUUACUUAUCGUGGCAAUACCCGAGACCGGGUGUAACAUUGGGUUACUGCUCUACACACAUCAAUUAUAUCGGUUCUACCCCAUCCUUUGGUAUCGCAAGCCGAUAUUGUACUUCACACGGGUCUUGGGCUUACAUAAAAAUUCCGAAAUAGAUUGCCACGACAUCUACAGAGCCUUGAAGUGUGGAUAAGCUUAAUCAUUGUAUUCAAAGUGGGAUACUUGCCCCUUGUCGCUGGCCAACAACCGGGGGGGCAUAGACCAUAGUGCCAAUCACAUAAGAGAUUUCGUUCCUCACGCCACACAGAGUUAAUUACGCUUAAUGAAGCCAUAUGCAAGAUUAAUCCUCUUCAAAACACAGCCCUGCAUUGUCAGCCGCAGAAUAUAUCUCCACUCUUAUUUUGUAACAAUGAACUUUAUAUAUCAGCUCUACAUAUCAAUCGACAAAGGUCGUAAGGUUGCGACGGUCCUUGCUGUUUUUUUUUUUUGAUUACUUUCGCUAAAGCAUCAUGCGGGCUUUUCAGUGUGUUAAGGUGUUACUUUUCCUUUAUUUCAGUUUGAAUGUGAAUGCUAGUCCUACACUUGGAACGACACAGACCCUAAGCGCUAGAAACUCGGCUUCAACUGCGUGCGGUGAUAUCGUCAAUAACGAAGAUACCGUUUUAUUCAAUGCAACUUUGGCAUUUGAAUGCCUCACCAGUGUGCCAUUCAAUCCUGCUGUCGCCUCUCGUUUUAUCUCAUACUAUAAUGAUACUCUUCAAUUCCAGAGUACAUUGAAAUAUCUCAAAAGCCCACCUCCAAGCUAUCAACAACCAGCUGUGGAUCUAAUAGCAGGCCUGAAUCGAAUUCAAACCGCGAUCGACGAAGGGAUAUUUUCAAAUCAAUACGAGUUUGAGGCUGCUUUACAGACUCUAGUAUACGCCGCCCACGAUGGGCAUGUCGACAUACUAGCGGGAGCUUUAUCUGCGUUUAGUUUUGCAAGUCCAAGGGACUUAGUAUCACUAUCAUUAGAUGGCCAACAAAUCCCAAAGGUCUAUCUAGCCGACGAUCUAUUUGACAGUGACUAUUUUACAACUUUCCAGCCUUCAGCCAUCAAAUCAAUUAAUGGCAGAGAUGCAACUACAUAUCUUUUGGAUUUCGCAUCCGUAAACUCAGUCGGCACUCUUGAAGAUCAUUCGGAUUGGAAUCAAUUGAUGCUUAGCGCAGCUCAAGAUAUCCAAGGGUAUUUCAAUUCUUUCAGUGGCGGCGCGACAUUCUAUCCCGGUGAUAACAUUACUUUCCUUUUGGAGAAUGGGACGUCUUGGACUGAGAAUUAUCUCGCUAUCUACGAUACUCCUGGUCCCACCGGCCCUCUUCAAACUGGGGGAGACUUUUAUAACUUUUUCGUUUUAGGGUUCUAUCCUGCAUCAUAUGAUCCGUACACCGAUGAUUCGAAUAACGAUUCGGAAGAUAGUUUUAGUGAUGAUUCAUCUACUGCAGUCACUUCGACGAUAUCCGCUACUCCAACUCCGACAGGGUGGGAUAGUCCAGCUUACCCAGAUAUUCCUGACGUUGCACAAGAAGACCUUGGAACUUAUGGGGAUGGAGUUGUUUCCGGAUACUUUCUCAACUCUACUUCUGUUUCUGUUUUAAGCAUUCCAAGCUUUGAUGUCGAUGGAGAUGCUGUCUUUAGUUUCCAACAAACGAUUUCUCGGUUCAUUAAUCAAACACAGGCAGCCGGCCUAACGAAGGUUGUUAUUGAUCUUCAACAGAAUUAUGGCGGACAAUCUUUACUUGCAAUCGAUACAUUCAAACAAUUGUUCCCGAAUAUCGAUCCCUUUGCUGGAUCCCGUAUGCGAGCCCAUGCUUCUGCCGAUGUUCUUGGCAAGACUCUGACUCCAUACUGGGAUGAUCUAGCCGAAAACGAUGAGACAAAGUAUGUCUUAGCGGCUGAUGAAUGGGUUAUCACUAAUCGGAUUAAUGCGGAUACGAAUCACAACUUCACAAAUUGGCAGGAGUUUUUCGGACCCAAUCAAUACAAUGGUGAUAACUUCACGAACAUUGCACGAUACAAUCUGUCUAAUCCUAUCUUCGAUGCAUCUGGUGCUGGUCUAGAUGUCAGCGAUGACGCUUUUUCAGUGUACGGCUAUGAUGCAAAUCCGGCACCAUCAGGGGCUAAGCCACCAUUUGCAGCAGAGGAUAUAAUCAUUCUAUCUGACGGUAUAUGUCACUCUUCUUGUGCUCUUUUGAUCGAGAUGUUUCGCCACGAAGCUGGAGUUCGAGUUGUUGUAGUAGGAGGCACACCAACAACAGGACCAAUGCAGGCUCCUGCUGGAUCUCGUGGCGCACGUGACUACGACACUUUCACUCUUGACGCCAAUAUCGAUUUCACUCAGAAACUUUUGCAAAACCAAAGCUCAAUCGAUGCAACGUUUCUUCCGAAUAGAACUGAACAACUCAGCGUGUUUGUCUACUUUGCGGAUAUAAACCUACGUGAUCAAGUACGUAAAGAUGAAGAGAUUCCAUUACAAUUCGCCUACGAAGCCGCAGAUUGUAGGAUUUACUAUACACCACAAACUGUGUAUAAUUAUACAAAUCUCUGGCAAUAUGCAGCCGACGCCAUCUGGAAGAACUCUAGUCUAUGCGUUCAGGAUUCAACUGGGUAUUCAUCAACGUCACAAAAUUCAAUGAACUUUGUCGGCCCAUCAGGUGGUACCGGAAAGAUCUCUACCAAUAUCACCGAUUACCUUGCUUCGUUAACGACCUCUCCCAUUGCAAACUUCAUUCUCCAGGGUCUCAAUGACGGUCUGCCAGCCAUCAACGAAGGUGCAUCUCGCAAUGCUCCCGCAUCUGCCAAAGUUAUCAAAUGUACCACAGAUGACGACUGCUUAAAUGGUAAGCUCUGCGUGAGUAUUUCGUCUUGUUCUGGGGGUAAAGCUGUUUCUCAGUGCUUGAGAAAAUGUCCAGCAGCUGGUCGUCUAUGCCCUAGUACCAAGACCAAAUGCACACCGCAUAGCACAGAUGGAAAACUGGGAAAUCAAAAGCUUCACAAGAACAUCUGUCCUCCAGCAGGAAGUGCAGCAAAGUGUGAGAGUCAAAGCCAGUUGAAAUCGGUUAAUCUCAAUCAAUGUCCUGACUGUAGCAAAUAAUUGGAUUAAUGAUGGAAAUAAUGAUGGCUAGGAAUCGGCAUUGAGGAGUUCAUGGCGGAAUAAUUUAGGUUUCUUGGCCUCUCAAUUUGGGUUUUGUAUUUAUGUAUCUUUAUUGCUUGUUUCAAGCAGCGUUUUUCAAAAGUUUAUUCAGAGUGGAGUGCCACGGAAAAUAUUGAUUGUAUGUAACUAGAAUCAUUUCCGGAUUUAUGAGUUCCACUGUGAUCUCCAAGGCAAGCAGAUCUUGUCAGAUAUCACGAGGAUGAAGUCAGUCAUGUUUUACCCUGUCGUUAAUUAUAAUUAGAAUUUCAUUUCUUGGCUGUGGGGCACAUGGUAGACAAUAUCCCAUUUUUCUGCAUGUCAGCAAGCGCCCCCAUUUUGGA
This is a messenger RNA of Botrytis sinoallii, 3565 nucleotides long. RefSeq lists its product as uncharacterized. Lineage: Eukaryota; Fungi; Ascomycota; Leotiomycetes; Helotiales; Sclerotiniaceae. The record is from RefSeq and is a predicted model, not a curated record. The coding region runs from base 567 to 3185 and encodes 872 amino acids. The transcript has 5 exons.